This is a messenger RNA of Daphnia magna, 5535 nucleotides long. RefSeq names its product toll-like receptor 6. The transcript has 4 exons. Bases 1190 to 5143 code for a protein of 1317 amino acids. Gene Ontology annotation, cellular component: plasma membrane. Lineage: Eukaryota; Metazoa; Arthropoda; Branchiopoda; Diplostraca; Daphniidae. Gene Ontology annotation, molecular function: protein binding. The record is from RefSeq and is a predicted model, not a curated record.
AUCUCUCUCUCAUUCGGUGUGCCGCCAUCGUCGGUGAUAGACGUCUGUUUGAUAGAGUGACCGCCAUCAUCUUUUCCUUUUCCCAACAGCCAAACCCUGUGCACGCACACAACUCAUCAUCAACGACCCCGUGUGUACACACAACUCGCUGUGUGUUUCGUGAUUCCCGACCGCCCACUUUUUUUUUUUUCCCGUCGUUGAAUUACCUUUUUUUUUUCUUCUUACUUCUCAGUUGGUCGGUGUCUGAUGAUUGCUGUUUGCGUGGCAGUGUUGGUUUUUUCUGCUCGUUCACUUGUUUAAUUUUGUUGUAUUUAUUUUUUUUGGUUUCGCCCGCUGUUGGCGUUAUCGUUGCUGGGCAAUUAUCGCGUUGAAAAUUGUGUGUUGAUGACCGGAUCGUGUGUUUGUGUGUUUUCGACGAAAAAAGUUGGAUGUGAACGGGUGAAAGUUUUGUGGAAAUGCGACGACCCAAUGGCUCUUUGGGCCGCAUCCCUUCACCUUGUUAUUCGCCAGAGAGCUGCUGUUGCACCAGCAACACACGGCUGAUGCUCCUCUUGCCCAUUGUCGUGUGAAAUUCAAUAGCCGUGUAAAGAGUGGAGCCAGCCAAAGCUGUUUGGGUCCUUUUCAUACGCGCCCCCCUGUUAUUUCAGUAGUUUUUUGUACGUUUUUUUAAAAGCCCAGGCCCUUAUUCUUUAUCUUUAGCAACGGUGCAGAUGGCAGUUUAAUGUGACCGGCCCGAUCCCUAUCCGAUAUUAUAAAGAUAAUCUUCAAAAAAAAAAAAAAACUCUUGACAAUAACAGAAAAAUAGAACCCCCCCUCGAAAAAAAAAAAAACUUUCAAAAAGACACAAAAGAAUUAAAUGUAAAUGACGCGGAGGAAAUAAAAAAAAAUACUGACAAAAGGACAAACCACCCACGGGAGGAAAAGAUCUUGAUGUGAUAAAUCGACGUCAUAAUUCACGUUCAAAAAAUUUUGAAAGAAAAAAAAAAAAUUUAUAAGUCGAGACAACAAGAAGACAUUCCAAAGAGCUUCCUAGGCAGCAGCAACGCAUUGAAAAGGAAGAGAAUAAGAGGCGCACAUCCCAACAUUCUAAAAACCUUUAUUUUUUGCGUUCUUACAAGUCAUAUUGCGAGUGCCGUGCGCAAGAGUGGGAAAAACAUUCAAAGAACAAUUCAACCAAAAAAAAAAGGAUAUGGCCGCCAUGAAGAGGAAACGAUCCGCAAAAAGCAACAACGGCCAUCAUCUCGGCGUCGUUGAAACAGGCCGGAAUUGUUAUUUACUAUGCUGGUUGGCCAUUGGAGUCACACUGUGCGGCGCCAGUUUCCAUUAUGAAGCGCCGUCAGAUUGCCAAUGGACGUUGAUGAAUUCGUCAAUGUCUUUAUCGAAUUCAAUGUCGUCGAGCGGUGGAACAGGCGCCGGAUCGACGGGUCAUUCGGCUCUGCCAAUCGCCGGCCUCGGUCCUAACGACGUGGCACUCCAUUGCCGACUGCGUACCAUCAACAGUCAAUUCGAUCAGACCAAUUUCUCUGUGGUACCGCGUGAACACACCGCUUCCCUCACGAUCGAAUGCAGUGAUUCGCUACUCUACCAAAGCUUUCUGCAUCCGCACAGCUUCAGUCAUUUGCACCACCUGCGUCAACUGGCCAUCGAUUACUGCAAGCUGGGCCAGCUGGCUCGCGGAGUGUUUCACGGCUUGCGCGAUCUUCGAUCGUUGGCUAUUCGAUCGCACAACGACGUCUGGCCGGCUAUGAAUCUGGACUUGAGUCGCGACAGCUUAGCUCACGAUAUUGGCCAGCUGGAAAGGCUGGAUCUCAGUCGCAACAAUAUACUGACCUUCCGCAAUCAGCUGUUUUGCGACCUGACCAAUCUGCAGUUCCUCAACGUCAGUCACAAUCGGCUGGCCGAUUUGCACGAUUUGGGAUUGAAUUUUGAAACGAUCGAUUCGGACCAAAGUGCUUCCACUCCGCCCAGCUCGACAUCAGUGGCUCCCGGAUAUUGUCCGACUCCGUUGACGACGGUGGACGCAUCGUACAAUCAGCUGACGGCGCUGACAAGCCGCGGAGUGGCAGCCCUGCGCCACUUGCGCAUUCUCAAACUGGACCACAAUAAAAUCCAGCAUCUGGAUGACGGAGCUCUGGGGCCUCUGGAGCAACUCGAACAACUGGACCUGUCCGUCAACCAAGUCGAGAGGAUUCCAGAAACAUUCCUGACGUCAGCGGCCGCAUUGAAGGAGCUCAAUUUGAGCAACAACACGUUGUCCGUGCUUCCGGCCGGCGCUUUGUCAUCGCAGAGACAUUUGGAAGUGUUGCAAUUGUCCUGGAAUCGACUCACUUUGUCGAACGGAAGCCUAUUCGAUAACCUGGUGCGUUUGGUCGUGCUGGAUUUAUCGCACAAUCAAAUCGGUCGCAUCCGCCGCCCGCUCUUCAAGGACUUGUACAGUUUGCAAGUUUUGAAAUUGGAUUCAAACGCCAUCGAGGCCGUGGAGGCGGGCUCGUUCGCUUCGCUGAGCAAUUUGCAUACGCUCGACUUGUCGGAUAAUAAAUUAGCCUUCAUCGAGAGCCAUUAUUUCAACGGUCUAUUGGUGUUGAAUCAAUUGAAACUCAAUGGAAAUUGGCUGGUCGGAUUGGACGGCGAAACGUUCCGCAAUUGUUCCAAUUUGGAAGAGCUCCACCUGCAAGAUAAUCGACUGGAACGGUUGCCUUCCAGCUUCCAAACGCUGACUCUGUUGAAAACACUGGACCUGUCGCAUAAUCGCAUCCGGUUCAUCAACGCCACUUCGUUGAGGGGACUCAAGAAUUUGCAUCAUCUGAGGCUAUCAGGCAAUCAAAUCAAGACGAUCCGACAGGCUUCUCUUCCGCCGCUGGGAUUGCUGAAAAGCCUGGACGUGUCGCAUUCGUCGUUGCAGACGGUAGAGAGGGGCGCGCUGGACGGACUGACCGGAUUGGAAACGCUUUACCUUAACGGCAAUAAUCUGAGUAGCCUGGAACACGUCGUCCAGAAUCUUCCGCACUUGACGCGGUUGAACGUAUCGGACAACGACCUCCGCUGGUUCGAUUACGCUCUUCUACCUACCGGACUGCAGUGGCUCGAUUUGCAUAAAAAUCAAGUGGAAGAGCUGGGCAACUAUUUGCGACUGGAGAGCCACCUGAAAUUGGAGACCCUGGACGCCAGUUACAACCGGAUCGCGUCCAUUGGAGCCUCUUCUUUGCCGCACGGAUUGAAAGUGGCCACGCUCAGUGAUAACCAAAUCAGCGUUGUCGAACCCAACACGUUCGUCGACAAGGCCAAUUUAUCGCGUGUCGAUCUCUACGGCAAUCAACUGGUCACGUUGAACCUGAACGCCCUGCGGCUUAGCCCGGACGUCCAAGUCUUGCCUGAAUUCUACCUGGGCGGCAAUCCAUUCCAAUGUGAUUGCGACAUGGAAUGGCUCCAGCGGAUUAACGCACUCAACAAUGCCGGCCAAUAUCCUCGAGCUAUGGAUUUAGAUUCCAUUUAUUGUCGACUGUCUUACGGACGUGGAUCACGCUCAGUCACGCCGCUAGUAGAAGCCACUUCAUCCGAUUUCCUGUGCCCGUACCGGACGCAUUGCUUCGCCCUGUGCCAUUGUUGCGACUUCGACGCUUGCGAUUGCGAAAUGACUUGCCCGACCAAUUGUUCGUGUUAUCACGAUCAGUCGUGGUCCACCAACGUAGUCGAUUGUUCGGGCGGAGCUGAAAUCUUGACCGACAUUCCUUCGCGGAUCCCGAUGGACGCCACGGACGUCUACCUGGACGGAAACAAUCUCAGCCAGUUGAGCAAUCACGCGUUUAUCGGUAAGAAGAACUUGAGGACGUUGUUGCUCAACAACUCGGCUGUUGCCUCUUUGCACAAUCACACGUUCAGCGGGCUGAAACGAUUGUUGGUCCUCCACCUGGACCGCAAUGAAUUGACGGAAUUGUCCGGCUACGAAUUCGAGCCGUUGGAGAACCUGCGCGAACUUUACCUUCAAAACAACAGGAUCGCUUUCGUUCACGUCAAAACGUUCGGCCACCUGAGAAGUUUGCAGGUGUUGGAUGUGAGCGGCAACCAGCUGGUACGUUACGAUGCUGGCCAGCUGUUGACGGCCAACCCUUACCUGCGCUCGCUGUGGCUGGCCGAUAAUCCGUGGUCGUGUCAAUGUGAUUUCGUCCGGCCUCUGCGCGAUUGGCUCCAAUCGACCAGAGCGCAGAUCGACGACCAGGACGCCGUCAGCUGUUCGCCGCUCGGAUUACAGAUCCUGAUAGCUAACGAAAGUUGCCCGACUUCGGACGGAUCGUCCGUCUUAUUGAGCCCUUACCAGCCAGCCGAUUGGUGGCUAUUAAUGGCCGCUACCUUCUCAUUGGCGCUGGUUAUCCUAUCGGCCGGAAUUUGCCUGUGCUGCUGCCGCCGCCAAUUGCGGCUGUUGCUCUUCAGCCAAUGCGGCGUGCGGAUGUGUUACAAUCACGACGAAGAAUCAGCUGACAGCAAACCGUUCGACGCUCUUGUGAUCUACAGCGCCAAGGACGACGUCCUGCUCAAAGACACGCUGGCCCGGCUGGAACGCAAGACCUACCAGUUGUGCCUGCAGCACCGGAUCGCCGAUCACGAUCAAGAUUUGAACGCUGCCGCUUUAGCUAGCCGGAGGCUGCUCAUUUUAUUGACAAAGAGCUUCGUGGAGACGGAAUGGGGCAAAGCCAACGUGCGCGCACUACUCCGAUCGACUUGGCAACCGGCAGCGGCAGCCGUGGGGGUCCGUUCGAGACGCGAUCGCGUCAUCAUUUUACUACCGGAACCGCAGAUCGUGCGUGAGAUUGACGCCGACCUGGACUUGCAUUUGCUGUUGAAGCACAGCCAAGUGGUCGAGUGGAAUGCUCGAUUCUGCUGGAGUCGACUCUUGUUAGCUCUGCCUCCGCCGAGAGGAGUUUUAGCCCCAGCCGAUUGCCAUCAGCCGGCCAUCAGUCAUCCGCAGCAGUCGACUAUGCCAUCGGCCUAUUCCGGCAUCAUGCCGUCGGCUGGCAAUGCGAACGGUGCUGGUCUUGGCUGCACGACGGCCACCAGCAACUACACCGCGGGUGCGACUGCUUCUGCCAGGCACCAUCACAAGCUCAUCCAUCAGCGACAGUUGCCCACUGUUCCGGAAACGAUCUGAUGAGUCAGUCCUCCCUUUUUUCUUUUCUUUUUUUGGGGUGGGUAGCUUGUUCCUCCUUUCUUAUUCAGCCAAUGAUGUAUCACGUUUCCUUAUACCCAGCUUUUUUUUUUUUCUAUCCAUUAUGAUAUACACUCAUCAUUUUUUUUUCUUUUAUAUUCUUCUUUCCGGAAGGAAUCCCCUUCGUAUAUUAGAGACUAUGUUGUGCUUGCCAACUCCUUAACGAUCUACCUAGCCGUUUUUUUGAUUUAACGAGCCCAAUCAUUGUUGCAAUUGAAACUGCUCUACGUAGCACCAUUUGAUGAUCUUAAAACAAAGGAAGAAGUGUGUAAGACAGGAUAUACCCAGAUUUAAAGCGAGCAAAGACGAAAUAAAAAUGUGUACAUUGUAAGAUA